AUGAGCGCUGUGGGGUUGUCAGACGCAGGUACGCCUGUCGAUGCAACAACAAGCUCAUCGAAAGAUACUGCCGACAUAGAGCGCGACACAUGGCGAAAAAACUUACGGCACCAAAACCUUUCUGUGUGGGAGCAUGGUCCCAUGCAACCCCCUGACAACUUGGACUCGACGCUGAAACGUAAUUCAGCGUUCAUCAAAAGGAUCAAGCAGGGGAAUGUAGGAGACGCGCGUGAGUCACUUCUACGAGAGGUCGAGAUGCUCAACUUGGAGAAAUAUCUAGAUGAGUUGAUUCCAAGUGUGCCUGAAAUGCUGUGGAAGUGCACACAAUUUAAGGAUCGAUGUGCCGCUAUUGACAUACUCUCGGCCUUGCACAUGCGUUUUGGCGGUACAGACUUUACGAUACGAAUCAAGGAUGCUGUGGCCCAAGAGCUACAGCCACCUACGGCCCGGGCCAAUAUUGAUACCUCCAAUGAGCAAGCUCAGAAAGAAGAAACCGCGCGCGUGACGCGCCAGCGCAAUCUCAUGCGUGGCGCUACGGAGCUAGUGUUAGUAGGCCUGAUUGGGCCGCCUUCUAGUGGCAAUGCUCUUUUCUCUGUGAGCUGGGAGUGGCUAUUUCAACUACUACGUGGCUUGCUCUCACAAGAUCGAGACCAUAUAUAUACUUCUCUUGUGAAUGGUCUUCUUAAAUCGUAUGGACCGUUGAUCAUUCCAAGUAUGGAAGAGCAUAAAGCAGGCGCUCCGGUGCAGCUUCCCAUGCUAGGUGACAUUCCUGCGACGAGUUCGACAGGGUUUUGUCAGAACUUUCGGCGGCUCUUUGAGGCGUACUAUGUCACACUCUCUAAGCGUGUUGUGCGCGAGCACUCCCUAAUUCAAGAGCAAGAGAAGAAAAACCGUGAUGCGUACAUCAAGUUUGGUGAAAUCUUUGAUGAUCGUCAGUCCGCGUUUGACAAGCGUACGAAAGAGCAUAAAGCGUUGGUGGACACGCUCCAAACGAUGGCCUCGCUACUUAAUGUUACUAUGCCUGACCUGCCUGAGGCAUCUCAGCCGCAGGCGCAACGUUCUGCCGUCAAUUUGGAGGCCAAGUCUACGCUCGCAGAGAUGACAGCACGAUUAGAGGAAGAGUUUACGUCCGGCAAAAGUCCAUGGGCCGAUGAGGAAACGCGCAAUUUCUACACGGAUCUUUGUGAUCUGCGGUCUUGGGUGCCAGCGACGAGGUUAGGACUGUCCAAAGAUGGCGAAGCUGAGACCAAUGCUACGCCUGAAACAAGCCGGGACGAGGCGGGGCAAGGGCUGCGUACGCUGAUCGAUCAAAUGCCAUCACUGGCCAAUGCUUCUAUGGUGGACAAGCUUGCUGUGGAUAUCGCCUUCCAAAAUCGGGCUGGCAUCCGCAAAACGCUAGCGCCGGCCUUCCUCCAAAUUCCGAAGCAGCGAUGGGACCUGGUGCCUUUCUAUGUACGUUUGCUGGCGACCUUGCACCCUUAUAUGCCCGGACUCACAGAUAUGGUGGUGGAAGACAUUGACAAGUCGUUCCGACGAGCGCAAGCUGUGCGGCAAUUCGAUCGCUUGCAACGGGGUCUACUCGUCGUGUACAUGGGCGAACUGACUAAGUUUGGGCUGGUACCGGAGCACAUUAUCUUCCAUGCUAUCAAGUUGUUGGUGGACAACUUUAGUACGACAGCGAUUGAAAUGCUGGCUCAGCUGAUCGAGACAUGUGGCCGCUAUUUGUACCGCUCGACGCCAACGCAUGCUCGUAUGCAAGCGGCUCUGGAUCAAGUGCGUCGGAAACGAAUGGCCCACAACUUGGAUGAGCAUCUACGUAUGCUCUUAGACAAUGCGUAUUACCAGUGUGUACCGCCUGAACGGCCGGUUGUCGUGCAGCAAGAGCGAAGUGUGAUGGAUCAGUUCUUGGAGCACGUUAUGGAAAAGCAGCUCUCUGUUAAGAUGUACGACCGUGUACUGCAUGUGCUGCGCUCGAUGGACUGGAACGACAGCGGGGUAAAAACGCUCCUGUUUUCGCGAUUCACGUCGCCCUGGCUUUUGCCGGCUGAGCGCCUGACCUUGCUAGCACGCCUGCUGUGUGACUUGCAAGCGUAUCACCCGGCGUUUGUGGUGCAGGUGCAAGAUUCGUUAUGUGAGGCCAUUGAAUGGGAUUUACACUGCCCUACCUACCAUGGUGCGCAGCGUCGUGUGGCGCGUAUUCAGUACCUCGGUGAGAUGUUCAAUGUGCGUCUUGUGAACAGUGAUGUGAUCUUGGACCAACUGUGGCGCCUGUGUAUCCGCCGUCCCCAACGUCCUGAUCCGUACGAUAACUUUACGCGUGUGCGCCUGGUAUGCACGUUGCUGCAGGUGUGUGGUACGAGCUUUUCGAGCGGCAUGCUUCGGAAGCGGAUGGACGAUUUCUUGGUCGCAUUCCAGUACUAUAUCCUCACGAAGCCAGAGCCGCCCGUCGAUGUGCGUUUCAUGCUUACGGCAGCAAUUCGGCCUAUGCGUCCCAAGCUCAACUGGCAUCUGAGCCGCGAGACAUUAACAGCCAAGCUCGAUAAGAUUCUGCCGUUCUUCUAUCGCCGGGAUAUGGCAAGUUUGAUGGCCGGCCGCGCGCAGAACGAUGAAAGUGAGGAUGAUGGCGACGAGGAUGAGGACGGUGACGAGGAUGGCGACAAUGACGACAACGAAACAAGUGAUGUAUCUGACGCCGAGAAAGACACAGAGCUAGCGUUGCUGGACGAAGAGAAAGCGCAGAGACGUCAAGAAGCGCUCGAUGCCGAAGCGGAGGCUGAGUUGGAGCGUGAAUUGGCGAUGCUCAUGACGGAGACCAACAUGGCCGACCGUGGAUCGAACGCCACGGUGGAACGUACACGAACGUUGCUCGCGAAGGCCCCUGUGCCGCCUGGCCCCACGACGACGCCCAACACGGACGAUGCCUCGUUCAUGACCUUCUCCCUCCUCUCGCGCAAACAGACCAAGUCGCUGCAUCGGAGGCGGAGCGGCAACAAUUAA
Molecule: messenger RNA, 2997 nt
Organism: Malassezia pachydermatis
Lineage: Eukaryota; Fungi; Basidiomycota; Malasseziomycetes; Malasseziales; Malasseziaceae
Product: arm repeat-containing protein
Exons: 4
Coding region: 1-2997 (998 amino acids)
Biological process (GO): nuclear-transcribed mRNA catabolic process, nonsense-mediated decay
Cellular component (GO): cytoplasm; exon-exon junction complex
Molecular function (GO): protein binding; RNA binding
Source: RefSeq, a predicted model, not a curated record